This is a messenger RNA of Dermacentor andersoni, 7010 nucleotides long. Its product is annotated as glycerophosphocholine choline phosphodiesterase ENPP6-like. Lineage: Eukaryota; Metazoa; Arthropoda; Arachnida; Ixodida; Ixodidae. The record is from RefSeq and is a predicted model, not a curated record.
ACGGUCGCGACUGAGACCAACGGUUGGUGAGACCACUUAGGAGAGAAGAGAUUGCGGCGAAGCUUUCUUUGCAGAGGGCAAGAAAAACAGGAAGCUAUACCCAUGCGACAUGGGAAGCGGGCCGUCUUUUUUGCCAGGAAGCCCGCCUCGGGACGGAUUUCCAAUCGGCGCGUAUGCGAAGGAGAAAUGAAAGAAACACGGGAGGAUGUCGAAAGAGGAGCACCGGGAGCGAAGGGAAAGGGUAGAAACGGGUGGGCAAGGGAAGUAGCGGAAGGGAUGCUCUAAUCUCUCCCCCCCUUCUGAAAGACUGAGGGAGAAGCAAGACGGAAAAAGGAGAAAGAGAGAGAAAGAAAUUGAAGGGACCUCGAUGCGAGGAGGAAGAGUAGCUGAUGCGCAGUUCGGAACUGGCGCGGGACGCUUUCUGGAAGCGGCUGGGGAACGGGCGCCGCCGACGAGCGAGCGAGCGAGCGUCGACGCCGGGUACGGGACGGGACGCGGCCCCGAAAAUCUGCGAGAGAAACGCGCUCCUCCGAAGCAGCAGUGGGAGAGAGGGAGAGCGAAAGAACCGGAGGAGCACCCGGGCGAGCAAGCGGGUGCGAGCGCGCCAGCGGCGGGCGCACUUCUCCGCAGCCGGACAAACGACGACGCGCGGAGCGCACCAGCAUGGCGAGACGUCCCGCGUCGCGGCCGCUGCUAUCGAUCGUGCUGUGCCCGCUGCUCGCAACUCGUCGUCCUAAGGGACAGGCCAUGCCCACCGCCCUGUGCUGGUGGUGGAUCCUGUGGUGCCUGGCGAUGGCCGGCGUCACCAGCGCGGCGACCGACACCACCGUCGACGGUCGUCGCCACCCUCGGAGUCCUUCGUCAUCAGACGAGGAGCAGCCGACGCCGAGGGCCAAACUGCUCGUGAUUCUGGUGCAGGGCGUCAGGGCCGACUACAUCGACCACGCCGUGCAUCAGGGAUUCGCGCGAAUGGCCCAAGCGGGCAUCCGCGCCGAGUACGUGCUGCCGGUGUUCCCGUCCAGCCCGUACCCAAACGCGUACAGCAUUGCCACAGGCCUGUACCCGGAGUCCCACGGCAUUGUGGCAGAUGCCAUGUACGACACCGAGAAGCGUGACCUGUUCCUGGGAGUGCAGAUGGCCGGCAGCUCUGUGCCGUGGUCCCACUGGUGGGAGCGCGCCGAGCCCAUCUGGCUGCUGGCAGAGAGACGCAGGCUACGAUCGGCCGUCUACUGGUGGCCGGGCUGCGAGGUUGCGUUGAACGAGACGCGGCCGGCCAUCUGCAUGCCCCAGCGCCCCAUUCCGGGCUGGCGCUCCCUGGACCACGACUUCCGGAACAAGCUGGACGAGGUGCUCGAAGUUUUCGACACCGACGAGCUCAGCCUGGCCAUGCUCCAGUACGGUGCAGUCGCAUACUUCGGUCGUCACCGUGGUCCAGAAAGCAAGGAGCGGCACAAAGCGCUAGCGGAAUUCGACCAUCACUUGAACUAUCUCAUCGAUCAGUUAGAAGCCCUGAAUCUGACACAAAAGGUCACGCUGAUGGUUGUAUCGGAUCACGGCAUCGCCAACACGGGCCCCGAGUCCACAACCGAUAUCAUGCUUGACAAAUACUCGCCUUACAUAAAGUACAUGCUGAACUUCGGGUCUCAUUCCAUGGUGCUUCCGAGGAAAGACAUGUUCCGGCCGCUGCACCGUGCCCUGAUCGAUGCUCGCGUAGAAGGCCUGCAGGUCUACACCAAGGACGAGAUUCCAGCCAGAUACAACAUCAAGCACAGCUCGCGGGUGCUGCCCCUAUUCCUGAUGACCACGCCCAAGUACUUCAUCUUGCCGCUCAGCGAUAGCACCAAGACAAAGGUGAACCAUAAGAAGCGCUUCUUUGGCUACCACGGAUAUGACCCCGAACUUCCGGAGAUGAGGACCAUUUUCUACGCUCAGGGUCCAGGCAUCAAGCGGGACUACGUGAUCAAGCCCCUGGUCAACGUGGACCACUACAACUUCAUGUGCCACGCGCUCGGCCUCGAACCUAAGCCCAACAACGGUUCCUGGGCGCGCAUGGACGAAGGACUCGUCGAGUCCGAGGUUGACUUCCCUCGCUACGGCAGCUCCAAGUACAGCAACGCCGCGUCGUCCCCCACCCUGGCCAGGCACCAGUGGCUCUCCUGGUCGGCACACCUGGAAUAUCUGUCUCUGGCUGUGGCAGCCGUGUCAGCGCAGGUUAGCGCGCGGCACGCCCUCUGAAACACGUACGGCGCUGACGUCUCCAAGCGGUUGUGUGUGCCAAAGAAAGACUGUUCGCUUAGUUACCACAGCGAUUCUGGGGCGGUACGUGCCCGUUGGCUUCUUGAUAGCGUGAGGGCACAAUUGUGCAGUCUGCGAAGACAUCUGAAACUGGGUAGCGACUGCUUAUAUGAGGAGCGCUGUUGUUGCUCGAAUGAGAGUCACCGGACCGGUAACGACUAAGAAUGCUCUGCAACCAGGUUGCAACGGCGCCAGCUAUGGAAGCUGGCCUGCUUAUACCAAUUCAGCGACACGCUGAUGGACUAGGCAAGAUCAUAUACCAAGUGUUUAUGCGAAGAACUUAAGUAAUUAAAAAAAUAACUGUGGCAGGUAGAACUGGUUGCAAUAGAAUUUGCCUUGCGUUCGUACAUCAUAUGCGGUAUUUGCAAUAUGCACCGUAAGGUAAAUAUGCGCUUUAAAAAAAAAGUGAUAUUUUUUUAAUUAGUCGAUUGCACUUUUGGAUUUCUGGUGAAAGUAAUCUCCGCCUCUUUGAGCAAUACAGCUCAAGAAUUAGAAUUGAGCUAUCUGCCUCACGUAAUUUUUGGAAAUUACUUGAAAUCUUUGCAGAAACACCCACUUUGCGCCACCAUUGCACUCAGUAACUAGCGCCUUGCGUGGUUGUCGAUUCAACUUCCGUUUUGUGGGCGUCGCCCUCGUUGACGUUUAGUAGUCGCACUGUCGCUCCAGCUAUCUCUUCCAGCACUGCGGUGAGUCUCACCACUCGAAAGCGAAAAAUAAAAUCACAAAUGAAGUAGCUAUGCCAAGUUUGUCCGCGAUUCGAAUGUUAGAGAGAGAGUUCACCGAGGUUGAGCGCUGGGCUGGUCGGCGCUAGAGAAUCGAUUUAUAGCAGCAUUCCGAAACAUAAAAUUUAGUUGUAAGUUCAGCGCUCCGUAUGUCCUUUUCUGUCGUCCUUGUCUAAUGCGCUGGUAAACAUCGGUUACAGAGAGGUCCACUAGAUAAGAAAAGUUUUGUUGAAAGGAUCACAAGACCUCACGCAAUUCUUUAUUUUUUUAUUUUUUGCUUUGCCUUCUAUAAUUGACCCUGGUUGGCUUAAUCUGUGUACCCGCAAGCUUAAUCAUUCCGGGGAGACAGCUGGAGAGAUGCGCGCGCUGGAUGUUUAAUUAACAAGUAAAUUAUAUAAUGCUUUGACGUGAGCGAUCUAACACCAGGUGCUUUUAUUCUGUUAGAUUUCCCUGGUUAGACCAGAGAGCACUUUCUCGUCGAAUUUUAUUCGCGUGCCCACUUUUCCUUUUCGUGCUUGUUAUUUUCUAACUUUCGUCAUUCCGUUUGUUAUCUUUUUUUUACACAAUCUAAGCUAAGGUAAAGCGGUUCCAGUGCCACUGCUCACGUCUGAACACAGCAGAAAGGAGGGAUUACUAGUAUUAUUUUUUUUUCGAGGCGGACUCCGAAAAACGGACCCCAGUAUAGUUUCACGUAACGUAACGAAGAAAUCAUCGUUGUCCAGAACAUUUAAAUAUAAAAAAAUUACCUGUUCUAUUUCAAUUUCUCAGUAGAAUAAGUUAAUAUUUGAACAAUUGGCACCGAAUGUACCAAUGUUAUUAUAAAGGUUGUGAAGUGAGUUUUGAAUUUUCCUUAGUCCACUAGCUCUUGACUGUUCCUAAUUCAUUUUGCAAUAUGGCAAUACCAAUCACUGUUCAUGAAACUGGUUUGCAAGUUCAAUUUAUACUGCACCUCCCACCCGCGAACCCCUACGCUAUCCUCGUGCUGUGGCUAAAAGUGAUGACUGCACGAACAAACAGGCUAGGUGAGCAGAUGCACUAAUAACUAUUCUACACAAUCACGAUUUUAGAAAGCGUUGUUUCGAAACAUCUAAUCACAUCGGAUCUCUUCGACGACAGAAAGAUACGCAUUCCAAGUACGGUGGUGUGAGGCGUUGCCUACGAGGUGUUGUUCCCAACACCAUUCCUUGGAUACUUCGAAUCAGCUAGGAUAGAAACUAACAACUAAGUGCUUUUUCCCCCGCGAAGCUGCUGUAAGAAAUGAAACGCAAUAAUUUCCUCAGUGGGAAAGGAAACUUCACUUACCAUUGCAGUUUGUAUCGCAGACAUCGAAGGUAUUUGUUAAUGAUGAAUGGGAACGUCUUCGAAAGUUACACAACAGGGAAUACUUCUUUGACCGUUCAUUCCCCUCCCCCCCUCAUUCAUAUGUUAAGCAUCCACGUAUGUGUGUUACACAACUGAAGGGCAUUGUUAGAGCUUCGUAGUGUCAUUUCCUUGCACCCAUGUGUGUCCGUCACGCAGGUCGAGUCACUCAAGCAAUUUCAAUGGUUCGUGCAUCGUAUGUGUGAAGGCAUUUGUCAGGUUGAGUGGAAUGUUGAAGUGCCAUUGUUUAGUCGCGUGUAGAUUGGGGCUAUUUUAUUAAACUCGGAAACACGUGGUGCAAAAUGUCUCCGUUAUGUUUGACAUAUGCUGCAUUGGUAAUAGAUGACCACCACCAGGGGUGCCUCUCUCAUUAGGAUGUAUGCAGCCUGGAGCACUAGAAACCAAGCAAAUCGUUUAGAUAAAGCCUUUAUUGUACCGAAUCUUUAAUUAGGCCCACCGAACACUCCCGAUAAUUUAUGAGCUUCCUGAUAAUUUGAGGGAAAGCAUACUUUCAGUGAGUAAGCAGAGAGCGCCCUCUGAGUGCAUGACAGUUGAACUCAAAGGUACUUCAGCUGUUGAAUGGGACACUAAAGAGAGAAAUGAGUUCAGCUGUGCUAGUAACUUUAACCUUCUUUAAUGAUAAAAGAUCCACUUUUUUCUCGGGAGGAGGCUUGCUAAGCUGUAGAAGGCGCAAAAACGAAACGCGAGGGGCGACACCACCUUGAAGUUCUCGCACCAACCCGCCGUGACGCCAUGAUUUUUCACAGUACUUGCUGGGGCCAAGUAAAUUUGUUUAUCGGCAAACAAGGAAUGCAUUGUAUUCGGGAGGAGAGAAAGACUGGACUUAGCAAGUUACGAGAACUUUUAUUGUGCUGCAACGUCCCAAAUACGAAACAACACUUUUUGAGGUCAAACUGACGUACAGCUAGGCGCUGUGGUUUCGCCGGAAAAAGAAAAAGAGAAUUGGUCUUCACUUUCUCUUUCAGUAAUAAACUCCUUACCACAAAAUUGAUGGAAACAAAGCUCUGAAAGCAUACUUUCUCAGUUUCACGUCACAGUCUUUCAACGGCACUAGAGCUGGUUCUGCUGACAUACUUUGGCCAAUGUUCCACUACAACUCGGCGUACUAUAGUCUAAACUGUGAGUGUUAUUUCAGCUGACUCCUAUGACAGCGUGACAGCGGCCUUCGUAAGCGUCACGAACGUCAACGCUAUUUGUGCCUAAGCGGAGAGCAUCUAGCUGGACGCCUCUUGUGGUAUUAAUUUGACGCUAUGGUUUCUGCUGGGCAGUGCUUCUCAGGCAUAGGCACGAACACGAACAACCGCUAAGUGCUUUAUGUUUUCACUGCCUUUUUGUAUUAGCUCACUCACACACAAAAGAGCUUCUAGCGCAGUUCUUCCAAUAAAGCGUAGCCUUUGAGCGCAGUAGUGUGCUUUCUAUCGAAAUAUUGCAUUAAGGAUACCCAAUGCUCGCACGCAAACGCGCUCACGUGUCUUAAAGGUCUUGGCGCACUGUAUACAUCUGAACGUUGUUGUAUCUCAUAUGCCUCGUCAGUCACCUGUUCACAGUUUUCUCAUCCAACAUGUGCGCACUGUUGACGUCGUCUCAAUACCGAACUCAUUUUUCCCUCCUGUGAUUGUCGAUGCCCAGUUGACAACUAAUGUUGAUUGUUGCCCAUGUGCGUCCAAAUAGUGACCCCUUUGUGCAAUACUAUUUCGAGCUAGUACACAAAGCGUUCGUGUGCAUGGCUUUGAUGGCGGCCAUUUACUUAUAUGUACAUCCAGGUUAGUGAGCUUUCUUGCCAGUGAAAUCAGACGGCGCGCAUUUAACGAGAUGGCAGUCAUGGUUCUGAUUUCGCGGAGCAGUUCUGACACACAGUGACUACGCGUGUCGCCACAGGUUAGGUGGUGUAAACGAAAUAUUUUAUUCUGCAUCAGACUUACGAAGAGACAAUCGAACAGGUCCAUAUGACGAAGUAUAUUUCAACGCUUGACGUAAUAGUUCUGCGGAAACCCGCAAGGCAGAGAGAAGCAAUUAAUGAUGGAAAAUCAGGCUUCCGCCCGUUCGUAGCAAUUGCUACAAAGGAAACCCAUACGGGUACCUCGAAAGAAAAGCCUCACAGUUGAAGAAAAAUUUGUCCUGGUCGGGGACUCGAACCCAGGACCACCGGCUUUCCGGGGCAGCCGCUCUACUAUCUGAGCUAACUAGGCGGCUAGCAGAUGACAGGGCGAAGUCGAGUUUGUCGACAAAUUCGGAAAGGCGGUGGUCCUGGGUUCGAGUCCCGGACCAGGACGAAUUUUUCUUCAACUGUGAGGCUUUUCUUUCGAGGAACCCGUAUGGGUUUCCUUUGUAGCAACUGCUACGAACCGGUGGAUGCCUGAUUUUCCCUCAUUAAUAUUUCAAUGCUGUAGCAGACUUGCAGUCGCUGCUAAAAUGUGCUCCUAUUGUACUUGAAGCCGGAACCGCGCAUUCGGCGCUAUUAACGGCACAGAAUUGUAUUAUGUUUUAGUAGUGAUUAUUAUGUUAGUACGCCUCACAACAUAUGCGAAAAUUGCUUAAAGUAUUUUCUGAUUAACUAUGUGAGCAUCGGAGCAUGAUGUUAUGUGAUCUUUACAAAUAAAGAAGUUGCUGAAA